UGAAGUAAAAGGUGCUGUAAAUAAUCUAAGGAUUAGUACAAGUGUAUGCAGUGCCCUACCCAUAGGGCUGCAUUUCAGAGCACUUGAAUAUACUGUGUGCAUAAGGUGUUUGAGACACCUUCCCAGCUGUGGAAGUUGCAUGAUUGAGGAAAUACUUUGAUAUCCAAUUUGGGGGAUCUAUGCACUGCGACUGAAUGAGGCUUGCUUAUUCACCUGACAUUUUUGCUCAGAGAAACCAAACCACUUGUCCAAACCCCGAGCUCCGGCUCUGAGCUCGCAACAGGUCGUGUUGAGGUGAUAAAACAGAAGGUGAUACAACAGAGUGUCAGCUCUCUUAAAGAAGCUCUUCUGUGGCACUGCUUUGUGUGAGCUGCUGUCUGAGGAGAUGUUACCUUAGAGCAAGCAUUCACCUGGAGCAAUGUGAGGUUACAACUCGUCUCUUAAACGGUGGAUUCAGCUGAGAAAGUCCUAUGUCUGAACUCCUCAGUCACCAACAGCAAAACUACAAGUACGUAAUAAAUCAUCUUUGAAGAGUUGAAGUGAAAGGGAAAGAUGAGAAUUCUGACACCAAAGAUGUCCCUGACGUCAGUGACAAAUAAGAAGAAGAUAUUUUUUGCCGUUGCUUUCAUUACAAUGUUGGUCAUCACUUUCUUUCCAAAGUUGAAAGACACCAACUGGCAUACAGAAGAAAUGAAGGUAUGCCACAAAGUAGAUUGGGGCAAAAGCAUCAGCUUGGAGUUUACAAAUUCCUCAAGAAAUUCUGAGUUAUUCCUGAAGUCAGGGAAUACCCAUCUCAAGAAGCAAAACCUUUCAAUCCUUCAACUGCCGUAUGGCAUUAAAGGGAAUGAGGUGUUAAUCAACAAGAUAUUGGACCUAAUCCCUGCCGACAUGCCGAAGAGCAUCCACAGGCUGCCGUGUAAGACGUGUGUUGUCAUUGGCAAUGGGUACAUUCUGAAAAACAGCUCCCUCGGAGCGAAGAUCAACACAUAUGAUGUUGUCAUCCGAAUAAAUAACGGGCCAAUUAGAGGCUUUGAAAAGGACGUCGGCAACAAAACCACUUUGCGUUUGUUUUACCCCGAGUCAGCGAUUGCCAACCCCAGCCGUGAGGACAACCUCGACACCCUGCACGUCUUCGUGCCCUUUAAGGUGGGGGACAUUCAGUGGCUGAAGACAAUUCUGUAUCAUGAACCAGCGUUUCUGCAGGGAUUCUGGAAGCUUCCGCCCUCAGCCUUCAGGACAAAUUCCUCCAAUUUUCGCUUACUGAACCCCUACUACAUGCACCAAGCCGCAAAAGAUUUUCUGAAGCUCAGCCCUUUGCAGAGAGGACAUCAGCCGACCACUGGGUUCCUGGCUAUCAUCAUGGCCCUGAAUUACUGUGAUCAGGUGCACAUCGCUGGCUUUGGCUACCCAUUCAAUGACCUCAAUGGCCUGAUUCACUACUAUGAUCAGAGGAAUAUGAAAACAAUGUCUGGCCCGGAGCACAAUGUUGGACACGAGGAUGUGUGCCUGAGGAGGCUGGCACACCUUGGAGCCAUCAAAUACCUGACAGAUUUAUGACAAUUCUCUGAUUUUUCACGUCAGUUUUUUUUAUAACAAUAUUGGAGUCAAAUUUUGUAGCAUUUCUC
Molecule: messenger RNA, 1625 nt
Organism: Callorhinchus milii (elephant shark)
Lineage: Eukaryota; Metazoa; Chordata; Chondrichthyes; Chimaeriformes; Callorhinchidae
Product: CMP-N-acetylneuraminate-beta-galactosamide-alpha-2,3-sialyltransferase 4-like
Exons: 13
Coding region: 553-1557 (334 amino acids)
Biological process (GO): glycolipid biosynthetic process
Molecular function (GO): sialyltransferase activity
Source: RefSeq, a predicted model, not a curated record